GGCACAGGCGAGGGCAGCCCAGCCCUGUUCUUCACUUCCUGUCAGUGCUGCGCUGUUUAUGUAACAGUCCUGUCGAUCGGCAGGAUUAUCUGAUUGCGACUGAGAGCAACACACUGUGCUUCCUUAAGGAAAAAAGAGGUGCCAUCCAUUUCAAUAUAGUGUGCUGUGGUGAGGGCUGCCCCUACAGUAUUGCCACCAUGGCAAGCAGCAGAGCCUCCCUCUAUCGCCUCACCCUCCUGGCACUGCUCAUGGCGCUUCUGCCUCACACCGCCUUCACCAAAAAGGGAAGUGGAUCCAAAUCCAGCGGGGGAUCCAAGUCCAAGGGGUCGGGCGGGACCAGCAGCAGGAACCCCGGAAACACAGGACAGGGGGCUGGAUCUAACUACCCUAACACAGGACAGGGCAAACCUAACCCUGGAGGGGGCUACCCUAACACUGGAGGAGGCUACCCUAACACUGGAGGGGGCUACCCUAACCCUGGAGGAGGCUACCCUAACCCUGGAGGGGGCUACCCUAACCCUGGAGGGGGCUACCCUAACACUGGAGGAGGCUACCCUAACCCUGGAGGGGGCUACCCUAACCCUGGAGGAGGCUACCCUAACCCUGGAGGGGGCUACCCUAACACUGGAGGAGGCUACCCUAACCCUGGAGGGGGCUACCCUAACCCUGGAGGAGGCUACCCUAACCCUGGAGGGGGCUACCCUAACCCUGGAGGAGGCUACCCUAACCCUGGAGAGGGCUACCCUAAUACUGGAGGGGGCUAUCCUAACCCUGGAGGGGGCUACCCUAACCCUGGAGGAGGAUACCCUAACCCUGGAGCAGGCUACCCUAACCCUGGAGGAGGAUACCCUAACCCUGGAGGAGGCUAUAGUAACACUGGAGGAGGCUACCCUAACCCUGGAGGAGGCUACCCUAACCCUGGAGGAGGCUACCCGAACACAGGAGGAAGCUACCCUAAUCCUGGAGGAGGCACUCCAAAAAUCUACGGGCCAGGCUAUAACAGCCACAACCAGGGAAGGGCUCCCUGGAAUGGUGCUGGCGGCUCUCACUUCUCUCAGUCGGUGGCAGGUCAGGGGUUCAAGCCCUCCCACAAGUCCAAGGGGUUCGGCAAGAAGGCGGCGCUGGCAGCAGGGCUAGGGGUGGCCACAGGCAUGGCGAUGGGGUACGGGCUGAGCCGGAUGAGGUUCCCAGGCUCAUUCCCGGGCUCGUACCCAGGUGUCUACAGGGGCCCCAGGCUGGAGAUCGACUUCAACAGCGAGGAGGAAGAGCGCUACUACAACUACUACAUGUGGAAGCGCUACGUGGCCACCCCCUUUGGUGGAGACAGCGGGACGCUGAUGCAUUACUACUUCCGACAGCCGGCGCAGACUUACGAGAUGUAUCGGGAUCGGUGCUUGAAGAGAAAUGACCUGCUGCCCGGAAAGGAGACUGGCCGAGCUGUCCGUAGCCCAGUCGCUACUGAUGGAGACGGUCUGCGCAGCAAUGUUAACUCCACUGCCGCAGAUAACAGCAAAAACGCCACGGACAUCUUCCCCGGCAGAAACAACAGUGCUGUUGAUGCCACCAGUAACCCCGCUGUAAGCAUGAGCCCUGGAAAUAUUAACGCCACGGAAACUGAUGCAAAAAACAGCACCGGAAAUGCGGACGUGAAUAAUACCGCGGGAGAAGCAGCACGCGCACCCCGCCCGGCUCAGGAAGACAAAGACGAUGACGACUUGGUCGGCGUGAUGGACGUCGGCAAUCCGGAAAUGAUCGAGCAGAUGAAGCUGUACCGCUGCAUCGAGCUCUACGUGGAUUACACGCACCAGUACCUCACGAAACGCACCGAGACCCGCACGAGGAACACCCAGUCGGGGGCAGCGGCCAGGCUCACCGGCUCCCUCCUGCUGCUCCUCGGCACUCUGCUGCUGCAGUGACUCGGCGGGUCCAGCCUUCGAAUCCGGUCUGGACGUCAGUCCCUCGGUUAACCCCACUCCCUGCAGCACGUCUGAGCUUUGUAUCGCUUGCCUGUUUGAUUCUCUUCCCUUCUGACUACAUGUAAAUCCCAGUUACACAGUGGACAGCUUUAAAAUCAUGAAGCAUUGUUUUCUCUUUGUAUACCUUUUAUUUACAUACAUCUAUCUGUCUAUCGAUCUAUCGAUAUAUAUAUAUGAAAAUAGCUCAGUACUAACCCUUUCAGCCCUUAGUGCUGUUUGUUAACAUAAGCUGUCAGAAGUCACGUUGGAACCACACAGGACUCCUAGGUCCCAGUCUGACGUUGUGUAGAAAACAUAAAUAUUUGUUUCUCCUGUUCUCGUGUACUCAAUAAAGGAUAUAACUUUUA
Molecule: messenger RNA, 2323 nt
Organism: Polyodon spathula (Mississippi paddlefish)
Lineage: Eukaryota; Metazoa; Chordata; Actinopteri; Acipenseriformes; Polyodontidae
Product: glycine-rich cell wall structural protein 1.8-like
Exons: 2
Coding region: 198-1916 (572 amino acids)
Biological process (GO): protein homooligomerization
Cellular component (GO): membrane
Source: RefSeq, a predicted model, not a curated record